This is a messenger RNA of Raphanus sativus (radish), 1771 nucleotides long. RefSeq lists its product as uncharacterized. Bases 194 to 1522 code for a protein of 442 amino acids. Gene Ontology annotation, biological process: protein phosphorylation; regulation of mRNA processing; spliceosomal complex assembly. Gene Ontology annotation, molecular function: protein kinase activity; ATP binding. The record is from RefSeq and is a predicted model, not a curated record. The transcript has 3 exons. Lineage: Eukaryota; Viridiplantae; Streptophyta; Magnoliopsida; Brassicales; Brassicaceae.
AAGAGCAAAAAGAGGAGAAGAGGGGUCUGGUCUCAGGGACACACGCAAUCUCACUCCCAUUUCCUCUCUCUCUUUUGUCUCUUUCUCUCUUUCUUCUAACAAAGGAAAGCUCUUUCCCCAAAGAUCCAGUUUUUUUUUUUGACGAUCGGUCGCUGUCGAAUUUUCAGACAACGUUCUAGAGAGAGAACAGAACAUGUCGUGUUCAUCCUCGUCUGGAUCAGAAGGAGAAGAAGAAGGUUUCGAUUCUUACCGCAAAGGUGGUUAUCACGCCGUCAGGAUCGGCGAUCCUUUCUCCGGUGGUCGUUACAUCGCUCAGCGAAAGCUUGGCUGGGGUCAAUUCUCCACCGUCUGGCUUGCCUUCGAUACUCAAUCCUCUAGCUAUGUUGCGUUGAAGAUUCAGAAGAGCGCACAGCAGUUCGCUCAAGCCGCACUUCACGAAAUCGAGUUCCUUUCCGCUGCUGCUGACGGAGACCUCCAAAACACCAAAUGCGUCGUCCGUCUCAUCGACCAUUUCAAGCACGCUGGUCCCAACGGGCAGCAUCUGUGCAUGGUGCUCGAGUUUCUCGGCGACAGCUUGCUCCGUUUGAUCAGAUACAACCGUUACAAAGGUCUGAAGAUGGAUAAAGUCAGGGAGAUUUGCAGAUGUGUGCUCACUGGUUUGGAUUACUUGCACCGCGAGCUCGGUAUGAUACAUUCCGACUUGAAACCUGAGAAUAUUCUCCUCUGUUCCACCAUUGACCCUGCCAAAGAUCCGGUUAGAUCCGGGUUAACUCCAUUACUAGAGAAGCCUGAGGGAAACGCAAACGGUGGUGGUGGUAGUUCCACUAUGAAUCUGAUUGAGAAGAAGUUGAAGAGGAGAGCUAAGAGAGCCGUUGCUAAGAUAUCGGAGAGGAGAGUCUCAAUGGUUGGUGGAGAAGCAUCGUCGAAGACGGAGAGGAGUCUCGAUGGGAUUGAUAUGAGAUGCAAAGUUGUUGACUUUGGUAACGCUUGUUGGGCUGAUAAACAGUUUGCUGAAGAGAUACAGACGAGACAGUACAGAGCUCCUGAAGUGAUACUGAAGUCAGGGUACUCCUUCUCUGUUGAUAUGUGGUCUUUUGGUUGUACUGCUUUCGAGCUUGUCACGGGGGAUAUGCUGUUUGCUCCUAAAGAAGGGAAUGGUUAUGGAGAAGACGAGGAUCACCUUGCUCUUAUGAUGGAACUCCUUGGGAAAAUGCCUCGGAAGAUUGCUAUUGGUGGAGCGAGGUCGAAAGACUACUUUGACAGACACGGAGAUUUAAAGAGAAUCCGGAGGUUGAAGUAUUGGCCGCUUGAUCGGUUGCUGGUGGAUAAAUACAAGCUUCCUGAAGCAGAAGCAAAGGAGUUUGCGGAGUUUCUGAGUCCGGUUCUUGAGUUUGCGCCAGAGAAACGACCAACUGCUCAGCAGUGCUUGGAACAUCCUUGGAUGAAUAAUGUAGUAAGUACACAGAACAGUGCAGCAGAUAAUGUAGAAUCCCAAGUGAGGAACUUGAAGAUCAAAGGAUGAAAGAAGAAACUCUCAACUUCGUCUUCUUUGUUUCUUUCUCUCUCCUUCACACCUUUGCUCGUGUUCUUCUUUUUGAACAACUUCGAUAUUUUUGUAUGCUUUUUUAUGUUUUGUGUCGCUGUUCUUUGAUUUUUUGGGAAUUAUGUUUAGUGGUUAAGCAUCGAUUUCAUUUGUUGCUUACAAGGAAUUGUAUUGUAAUGAAUGGUUUAUUUGACUAACAAGGAAACAUAUAUACAUUCUUUUGCUUCA